GGGGAGAAUUAGAUGGAGAGUGACAGUAUGGGGAGAAUUAGAUGGUGAGUGACAGUAUGGGGAGAAUUAGAUGGUGAGUGACAGUAUGGGGAGAAUUAGAUGGUGAGUGACAGUAUGGGAUGAAUGGGAGUCUGGGCAUCCUUCACACUCACAGCAGUGCCCACCGGCAGGAAAUGGGAUGAAUGCAGGGGGGCCUCGUUACCUGUUUGCGCAUGACAUUCAUCACUCCCAUAAAACUCGCGAGCAGUUUAGCCUCUUCCCUGGCCGCAAAUUUAUUUUCGGUUUUCUUCUUGCUGGUGUUUUUUUCGGGCCCCUGAGCUGCCAUCUUUUAGCGAGGCCCACCCUUGCUCCCCUCCCUGAUAGCCCCCUUCCCUCCCCCGAAUGGCUCCUUACCCGCACACUAACCGAGCCCGCAAUCUCCUUUAACAACAAGAGCAGGCAUGGUAGCUGCUAGUUCCCAGUAGAUAAAACGCCGUGGGUGACGUCACGAACGUCUCGGGGAACGUCUCCGUCACGUGGCAUUCGGCACGUAUUCGGCGCCUUCGUCAAAUGGUUGUGACGCGGGGAUUGGAUGGAGCCGUACGCUACUACAGUGCUCCACUUAGUAGUUGUUUACGCUGACUAGCCUUAGGAUUUUUCUUUGGGGCAGGAUUUUAUUCAGUCUUCCCUUGCGGCUGCGAACCUGUUACAUACUCGCUGGUCUGUGUAAGUGCCUAGAUGACAUCGGUAACCAGCACCUCCCACCAAUGCACACCCAGUCCUUCUCAGUGGCUGCUGCUCUCUGAAAAAAAGAAAGUGAAAAAAAGAGAUGGCCGACGGCUACCAUGGCUUGCUGUAGCUGUAACAGGACAGGAAAUCAGGGAGGAGCGUGAUAAGAAAUGCUAAGAUAACAAAUAAAGUGGACCCAAAAGGAGACUGGAGGCUAAGCCGAGCAGAGGAGACUCACGUUCCUUGUUAAAGGGGAAGGAAAGUCUUUUUAACUUGGGGGUGCCAAAAUUUAGGCAUCCCAAGUGAUUUUAUUUACUUAACUGAUAACCCAGGCUGCUCCUCCUGUCAACAGAAAACUGCAUCGGCCCAGGGUUCUUCCAGAGAUCACCACAGAGUCAUUCUCUUUCCACUUCUUCAGACAUAACUGCACAGUGAUGUGAAAUAGCUGUUUUUUUUCUGUUGUUAAAGUAUGGCUUUUCACUCUGCUGUGUAUGCACAGCUGCGGGAAUAAAGAAUAAACAUGAACAGGAUCCCUCUGUGUAGCUCACUGGGCCUCUGCAGUUUUCUGUUGAUAGGAGCACCAGCCCUGGGUAUAUACAAUCACUUAGAGCUGCCUAACUUUUGGUACUUUCAAGUAAAAAACAGGCUUUCUCCUUUAAAGGUAAGUAAGGGUAACCUGAUAAUCAUAUUUAUGUAAUCGGUAUAGUAUUUGCCAUACUAUAAAAUUGUUUCUAUAAACUUGGUUAUCUUUAAUUUCAGAGGGUUGUUUUUUGAAUUGUUCAUUAAGCAUUUCUAAUAUAUUUUCCUUAGAUUGUGUAGUUAUUUUUAGAUCUAUAUUAAUAUAUUUGCCAUUUUCAGAGAUGUGCCUUGUUAAUGCUGACUAGUUAAAUCUCUGUAACCAGGUACCCCGAGACCAUCAUUUAUUUUUGGACAGUAACAUCAAAAAAAUUAAAAUGUAACAAAGUAAUAACAAUAUGAUGAACUGUGGCCCUACUUUGAUAGCACUGAUGUGCUUGUUUUAGAAACACUACUAAAGUUUAUACAAUCAACCUGCUGUGUAGCCAUGGGGGCAGCCAUUCAAAGCUGGAAAAAAGAAAAAAGGCACAGGUUUACAUAGCAGAUAACAGAUAAACUAUGUAGAAUACAAUGGGAUUCUAUAGAACUUUUCUGUUAUCUUCUAUGCCACCUGUACCUCUUCUCCUUUUUUCAGACUAAAUCGCUGUCCCCAUGUUUAUCUGUAUAAACUAUAGUAGCCUUUCUGAAGUAAACACACCAAUUUUACCAGUACAGGGCAACUGUACAUUACAUUUUAAUUAAUUGUAAACACUUUUUUAGUUUCGGUAGAACAAUUUUUUGGAUAUUUUUCCUUUCCAAAUGAAUUAAAAGUAUUGAGCAAAUUCACCAUAGGAUAGAUGCAUUUAAGAAAGAUCAACAUUUUUUAGAAGGCAGUCCUUCCUUUUAAAUCUAAUGGUGCAUUUUUCUGUUUAUUAUAAAAAUGUGCUGUCUUUUUUUUAUCAUUGGAAGUCAUCAAACAUAGAGCCAAUAAAGAUCUGCUGGAAGUUAUAUACCUAGAUUUUAGAUGUAAUAUUGUUUCUUUUCGAUACCUAGUUGCAAUAGGACUUUAGCAGAAGAAAGGCCUUAUAUAUUUAUUAGUUCAGUCUUUUGGGUUUAAACCCAGAAAUAGACUCAAAGUUUGUAAUAUUGAGAAGAUAUUUUUAUAUCAUAUAUAUUAUGAGAAGGAUUUUUCACAAUUAAGAAAACUCAAAUGCUGGUAAACACAAGGAUAGAUUAUUAAUAUCCAGAGCAGGUAAUCAGGAGGACAUCUUGAGAUAUCUGAUGAGGGAUUCCAAUGUUAUGUUGAACAGUAGCAGUGAGGGAGGCCAACCCUGUCCAGUCCCUGUUUUUAGGUGGAUUACUCCUCACAUUUCAUCAGCUGCGAUUUUAUGUGUCUUCGAAGAAGUGUAUAGCAGCUGAAAAAUAUUCCAUCACUAGCAGAUGCCAUAGCGGGCACUAUUGCUACUUCUAUUGUGAAAGCUAUGUCAAAGGUUCAGGAGGUUCCAGUGUAAAAACACAAGCGCACACUAUCUAAGCGUGACGAUAUACCCUCCCGCACUUCUCACUCUCCAGAUGUAUCUGAAAGCUAGGGAUCCAACAGGGAUGUAUUUUCGUCCCCUGCCCAAUCAGACGAUGACGACAACGACGAGGAAGAAAAUACCAGAGAGAAGGAUACCUCUCACGACAUUGACGGCAUUAUCAUGGCCGUCAUUGAGGUGCUAAAGCUUGACUCCAACGCAGAUUCCUCAUAUCAUAAAGGUCUUUUUAAAAGAAAGAAAAAAAUCUGCAACCUGCUUUCCCUCGCAUGAACAUCUGACAGCGGUAAUCCAGGAUGAGUGGAAUUUGCCAAAAAGGGCGUUUCAGGCAUCACGCAGGUUCUCCAAGUCCUACCCCUUUCAAAGGAGUUUGUGGAGAAGUGGUCCAUUCCACCACUAGUAGAUGCGCCAGCCUCACACCUUUCCAAAACAACUACUCUACCAGUCAUGGACGCAGCCACCUUCAAGGAUACUACAGAGAAGAGGUUGGAAGGAUCCCUAAAAGCGAUCUUCUCAGUUGCAGGAUCAGCUCUUCGGCCAUCCCUAGCCUCAGCAUGGGUGAACAGGGCCAUAGAAGCAUGGGCAACCUCGCUCAUACUGGGCACACCCAAGGUAGAACUCAUUCACACUGCUCGUUGCAUAGCAGAAACCAAUGCAUUCUUAUGCAAAGCAGUUCUGGACACGGCGCAGCUCAUAGAACGUACCUCGGCACUAUCAGUGGCAGCACCGUGGACCUUAUGGCUAAAGAACUGGUCAUCCGACAUCAGUUUCAAGAAAUUCUUUACAAUUUUACCCUUUCAGGGUCUUCGACUGUUUGGGGAAAAAAUUAUCAGGCGACAGGGGGUAAGAGGGGUGAUUUUUUUUUUGUGGCCAAAGCAGCAGGUCGACAAAAAAAUCAAACUCUCAAAAUCAAAUUCAGGUCAUCCUUUCGCUCCAAACCAUCAGACAAACCUCGUUCAGGAUGGAUACCGAACAAGCCCCAAGGCAAGGUCACCCAUGACAAGCCCUCAUCGGCAUGACUGGGCACCCCCUCCGGGGUCACAGAAGCACAUAGGGGGACAGCUUCUCCGUUUCUGGGAGGCAUGGCUACGCCACUCUUCAGAUUCCUGGGUGAAGGAUAUAGUCACAGACGGCUAUCACAUGCACUUCGCUUCUCUUCCCCACAGGAGAUUCUUCAUGUCAAAAGUCCCGUCCACUCCAAGCAGAGCUCAGGCCUUCCAGGAAUGUGUCAGAUCUCUUUGGAACCUAUGGGUAAUCGAACCAGUCCCAUCACAAACGAGAUUUUACGACUACUAUUCCAAUCUCUUCAUAGUUCCAAAGAAGGACAACACAUUCAGACCAGUGCUGGACCUCAAAGAAUUGAACCUCUUGAUCAGAUUUGUGCAGUUGAAGAUGGAAACCUUGUGCUCCGUAAUCUGGGGAAUGGAACCAGGACAACUGCUGGUGUCCUUGGGCAUCAAAGACACUUAUCUCCAUGUCCCCAACUGGCCACCACACCACCAAUACCUCCGAUUUGCCUUUGGCAAGCGGCAUUUCCAGUUUGUAGCACUCCCGUUCAGGCUAACCUCAGCGCCAUCCGUCACACAGGAUGAUUUUCCUCGGGUUGGAAUGCGACACGCUGGAACAGAGAGUGUUCCUACCACAAGAGAAGCAACUCAAGCUCCGCAACCAGAUUCAGCAUUCCAGACAUUCUCUCCUUUUUACAAUGAGGGAUGGACGAAGGCCUUAAGCUAGGUUCACUGAAGGUCCAGGUAUUGGCAUUGUCUCUACUUUUUCAGCUCAGAUUGGCUCUUGAUUCUGUGAGAACGUUCCUACAAGGGGUGGCCCAUAUAGCCCCCCCCCACGACAAACACCAGUUCCCACAUGGGAUCUCAACAUUUUUCUGGACGCACUCCUGGACCCCCAAUUUGAGCCACUAGGCUCAGUCGAACCAUCAUGGAUGAUCUGGCACUUCGUACCAAUCUGAAAUUCUCGCCAAAGGUCGUUACAUCCUUUCAUCUCAACCAAGACAUAGUAGUGCCAUCCCUAUGUCCGGAGCCCAAGAACGGCUGCACGGCUUUGAUAUGGUCCGGCCCCUAAGAAUAUAUCUGUCACGAUCCAAAGUGUCUCGCAAGUCAGAUUGUCGGCUCGUCAUUUCAGACAACCAGAGCAGUGGGGGCAACAUGGGCCUGGUGCAACUCUGCCUCGGCUGAGCAGAUCUGCAGAGCGGCCAUGGUCAUCAAUUCACACUUUCCAAAAGUCCCCCUGUUGACUACAGAGAAACGGAUUUACUAGUAGGUUAGUUAUGUGCGGGUAGGCCCAAUACCUGCGGGUUAACACAUGGGUCUGGCGGGUUCGGCCCCGCUUCUCCAUUUGUGGGUGGCAGUUUCUGACUUCCUGCAUGAUUUUUUAAAGAUGCGCGCCUCCCCUUUUGUGAUGUCAUCAGCUGAGCUGGACGGGUCGGCACAGGGCCUUAAAAUGGAAGCAGGGAGCUGGGCGGGUUAGGGUCGGAUGCGUGUAAAACCCGACCCGAACAUCACUACGGUAGGUACAUAAAUCCUAUUUUAUGUGCCAAUUACAACCAAUGCAUUUUUUAACAUGUUUUGCAAUGUAGAUAAUCUUUAUACUAGUAUUUCUUCCCAGAUCUUCCUUUUUCAAGGCUCUUCUUUCCAGGGGUGAUAUGCUUCAGAGGAGUUUUAAUAAACCAUUUUGGGAUCUUUUAUCACCUUAGUAAGAGAAAUUAGGCUUGAUGUCAAAGGUUGUUUUGAGAAACAACGGUAUUAAGCAAAUGGGUCAAGAAAAGAGAAAUUCAAUUGAUUAACUAUUUGGUAAGGGGGUUGUUCACAUUUUAACAUCUGUCCAAACAUAAACAGUCUGGUCAUUAAAGCAUUUUUCUUAACCAUCUUUAUUAUUUAAAAUAAACUCUUUUUUUAAAUUACAGAUCACUUUAGCUGCAGGUCAGAAGCUCUUAAAGAGAUACUGACACCAGAAUUUAAACUAUUUUUUACAUCUGUCAUAAUAUUGCCUUUGAAAGC
Messenger RNA from Xenopus laevis (African clawed frog), 5812 nucleotides. RefSeq lists its product as uncharacterized. The transcript is spliced from 3 exons. The record is from RefSeq and is a predicted model, not a curated record. NCBI's taxonomy places the organism in Eukaryota, Metazoa, Chordata, Amphibia, Anura, Pipidae. Bases 3246 to 4532 code for a protein of 428 amino acids.